This is a messenger RNA of Plasmodium falciparum 3D7, 1563 nucleotides long. RefSeq names its product mRNA-capping enzyme subunit alpha (gene Pgt1). Lineage: Eukaryota; Apicomplexa; Aconoidasida; Haemosporida; Plasmodiidae. Gene Ontology annotation, cellular component: nucleus. Gene Ontology annotation, biological process: 7-methylguanosine mRNA capping. Gene Ontology annotation, molecular function: ATP binding; mRNA guanylyltransferase activity; catalytic activity. The record is from RefSeq and is a predicted model, not a curated record.
AUGAUCACGAGUACAUAUCACCCUGGAGAAAAAAUUGAGAAUGAGUUUUUGAAGGAAAAAAUUCGCUCCAAAAUUAACGAAAUGUUAAAAUGGAAAAGGAGAGGUUUCCCAGGUUGUAAUCCUGUAUCUUUAACAAAUCAUAAUAUAAAAAAUUUAUUUACGAAAGAGUAUUUAAUAUGUGAGAAGACGGAUGGAGUACGGUACUUUUUAUUUAUAGCAUCAAAUACAACAUUUUUGAUUGAUAGGAAUUAUGAAAUUUUUAAGAAUGAUAUGCAUAUACCUACCAUAGAAGAUUUAUCCAAAAAACAACAACUAACUUUAUUAGAUGGAGAAUUAGUUGAAGAUAUUAUAUAUAAUGAGAAGACUGGUGUAGAAGAAAAAAAAAUUGUGUAUUUGAUAUAUGAUGGUUUAUAUAUACAAAGAAAAGAUAUAACAAAUUUAUCUUAUUUUGAAAGAUUAACCAAUGUGUAUAAUUAUGUUAUAACACCUUUAAAAAAAUAUAAAAAGUCUCAAAAAAAUAAAAAAAACAAAAAUAAUUUACAAACUAAUCAUGAAAAUGAAUCUCUAUAUAUUGAACUUGAUGAAAAAGAUAAUAUUAAAAAAAGAAAAAGUAAUUUAAAUAAUAUGUUAACGGAGGAGGAAAAUGUAUUGAUAUCUCAUAAAAAAAAUGACCAUCCACAUAUUAAUAAUAAAAAUAUGAACGCUGUUAAUGUGAACGGUGUUGAUGUGAAUGGUGUUAAUAUAAAUCAAGACUUUAAUAAUCAUAAUGAAAACAAUAAUUUAUUGAUGAAUCAGGGAAUUCUUAUCGACGAAAAUAAUAAUGGGAUACAGAACAUUGGAACGAAUGAUAAUAUAAAUUCUUUAAAUAAUUGUAACUUACUUUUGUACAAACGUGAAGAACAUAGAGAAGAAAAAGAAUAUGAGGAAGAAGAAGAUGAACGUUCCUAUUCAUCUGAUGAUACUGCUUCAACAAUACAUGAGGAAGAAAUUCCUUUUGAAAUAUAUUUAAAAGAUUUUUAUCCAAUAGAAAAAAUAUGUGAACUUAUAAAAAUUAUGAAAAAGCUACCUCAUUAUUCUGAUGGUAUUAUAUUUACACCUUUACAUUCUCCUUAUAUAACAGGUAAUUUUUAUCAACUCCUAAAAUGGAAACCUCUAAAUUUAAAUACAGUCGAUUUUGGUAUAGAAACUAUAUACGAUGAAUAUAAUAUUCCUAGUAAAUUUGAACUCUUUAUAUCCAUAAACGGAGUAAGGACAUCUUAUAAAUGUUAUCUUGCUGAAUAUGGAGAUGUCUACAAAGAAUUGUUACAAUUAGCUAUUUCUAAUAAAAUAUCACAUUACAUUAUUGAGUGCUAUUAUGUUUCCAAAAAUAUCUUCUCAAUUUGUAAAGGUGAAAAUGGUAGAGAACAAAAAGUAGAAGGCGGAUGGAUAGCUCAAAAAAUAAGAUUCGAUAAAAAUAUUCCAAAUGAUAUAUCAACACUAAAUAAAGUUAUACAAAGUAUACUGGAUAACAUUACUAUAGAUUCAUUAAUCAAAGAAAUAUCCAGAAAUAGAAAAGCAAAGUAA